This is a messenger RNA of Xyrauchen texanus (razorback sucker), 3214 nucleotides long. Its product is annotated as ephrin-A2-like. Gene Ontology annotation, molecular function: ephrin receptor binding. Gene Ontology annotation, cellular component: plasma membrane. Gene Ontology annotation, biological process: ephrin receptor signaling pathway; osteoclast differentiation; axon guidance. Bases 802 to 1422 code for a protein of 206 amino acids. The record is from RefSeq and is a predicted model, not a curated record. The transcript is spliced from 4 exons. Lineage: Eukaryota; Metazoa; Chordata; Actinopteri; Cypriniformes; Catostomidae.
GGACCGCUCGUGUAUGGAUAUGAAAGGGGAAAAUGCCGUUUCACACUUGUGUGAGUGACGGUUUAUGAGGAGAAGCAAGUUGUUCAGGGUCUCUUUGACUGAAGCGAUAAGGACCACAGCAUCAACUUUGCGUGUUAUGCGCUGCGUCUGCUCGCGACGCUUCGGGACUCGGAAUCUGUUGUGAGCGCUUCACAACCCCGCAACCAGGAACUUUCACACGGCAGUUAGACGCGGAUCAAAAUGUGGGCCAAUUUUUAGUCUUAUUGACCGGUGAUAAGAAAGAUCGAGACGUAUUUAAGUGGCUUCAGAGAGGCACGCGCGCAUAGUAUCCCGCACAUGUGUGGAGUACCAAACCAAACUACAGGAUUUUAGAGAAUGGACAUAUGGCUGAAUGGAUGACAACUUUUUGGCCAUUUGUUUUUUCUAAGUCUGAGAUAAGUUUUUGAAAGCAACUGGAAGGAAGAAUGGAUCUGAAAAACAAGCGGCAUUACGUUUGGCUCACAAAAAGUGACAUGCGGCGUGACUUUAAAUGCAUAUAAGGAAACCCUUCAGUUUAAAUGAUCAACAUGGAAACAUUGAGUUUCUAUGAUCUUCUUUCAUUCUCAAGAUAUGGAUGUCGAGAUGCUAGACGGAUCAGCACCUGAAAAGUUAAUUGAAUGAGCUUGACUUGAUUAAUUCUCUUUGCACAAUGAAUACGAUUCAACCACACAAGAUCAUCAAAUAGCUAAAGAACAGAUAUCUUACUCUCAAACAAAUCUGAAUAUUAACUGAACUUGUUUUCUCAUUGUUUACAUUGACAUUAUGGACAAGAACUGUAUUGCAUAUCAGAUGGAGUUGACUCUGCUGAUGGUCGUCCUCCUCUUUUGUGUCACCGUGUGUGCGGAUGACAGUAAGAUCAUUUCAGACCGGUAUGCUGUAUAUUGGAACAGCACGAAUUCCAGAUUCUUGCAUGGUGAAUACACCGUGGAGGUGGCCAUCAAUGACUACCUGGACAUCUACUGUCCUCACUAUGAGGACCUCCUUCCUCAGGAGCGCAUGGAACGCUACAUCCUUUACAUGGUCAACUAUGAUGGCUACACCACUUGCAACCACCACACAAGAGGCUUCAAGCGCUGGGAGUGCAAUCGCCCACUGAGUCCAAAUGGGCCUCUUAAGUUUUCAGAGAAGUUUCAGCUGUUCACACCCUUCUCCCUGGGCUUCGAGUUCCGACCUGGCCAUGAAUACUACUACAUCUCCUCACCACACCCCAAUCUUGCUGGGAAGCCGUGUUUAAAACUGAAGGUGUACGUCAAGCCUACAAAUGACUCUCUGUAUGAGUCUCCAGAGCCGUUCCUGACUGAUGACUCCAGUGGGGGUGGUUGUGCAUUAACACCCAGCCUGUGGCUCAUGCUUCCUUUGCUUCUGCUUUUGUGUCCUUCAUAGCAUUAUAAUUAACUGACCAUCCCACUGUCCAACCCAAACCAUCCUACAUCAUGCCCCGCCCCAUCAGUUCUGGAGUCCAGCCAAUGCUCUUUACCUGCUCAAUGCACUGCUGAUACGGAUUUGUCCUCACCCCAUCCAGCCCUCCAGGAUGUCCACUAACCAACCAAUAUUCCAAAUGACAACAUGCCCCGCAUAGCCCAGAUGUGGGCGUUCCUGCAUAGGCAUGCUUCCUUUACUGACAAAAGACAGAACAAAUGAAGUGGCCAGCAUAUGUGAGAUUGUUUUACCUUUCUGCAGACAUCCCACCUUCAGCCGUCUAUCAGGAGAUUCAAUCGACUGCCAUGUGAAUCCCACCAUUUCUCUGUGUUAACCACCUACCUUAGCCUUCUUUGACAUUUGAGCUCCGUUUUUCUUAUUGUUAGACUGCAAAAGAGAGUGUGAGUGUCUAUGCUUGUGUUCACAUGUGUCUGUGCGUGGGUGCGCAUAUAUGCUUAUAUUCGCAUAUAAACCGAUGUACAGAGCAGUUACAGUCCCUUACAAAAUUACUGAAAAAACUUGUUCCAUUACUCAUUGAGAGAAGGAGAACGUUAUAUCUGUGAAUCUGCCAAAGACACUACUUAAACUUUUUUUAAUAGGGGUAGUGGGGGGAAAACUGGCUUUGGUAAGAGAUCAUAUGUAAUCAUGGAACAUUACUGGAUUUUGGAAUCAAGGUUGGGAAGGUAAUGUGACAGACAACAGUGUAGAUUUUUCUAUAAUCUUUUUUGUCAUACAAAACAAGAAUGUUGAGUAGGUAGAAAAAAACAAUAGCUUAAAAUAGCCUUUUUUCACUGGUGCUCAAUCCUAAAUGAGUUUGUCUGUCUCAAAGUUACAGUGCCAAGUGGAAGAUGGAUGUCUGUGUCAAUCAAGUGUUUGUGGUUUUCAGGUCUGCUUUCUAACUUUUGUCCCAACCUGUCUCGGUCUCUUGUUCUCUUUGUAUCUGCCUCUCACUCUCUCUCUGUCAUUUCUGAAUGUGAUGUUUUCUAUGUGCUGCCCGUCAUACAUAGAUAUCCCACACUUGCACUUACUCCCUUUAUCUGUGCUGAGGAGGACCACCGAAAGAGAGGCACCAGGACCCUGAGUGCCUGGUCACUGUGACAUCACUGUGACAUCACGGGCAUCGGCGUAAAGACUGAUGGACUGAGGCCUUGCACUGCAAAUAGAAUGCUACAUAACAAUAAAACAAAAACCAAGACUCCAGUUGAGGGAUUAAAAUCCACAUAGCACUUCUGCUUUUGAGACAAUUUCAUGAAAAAAAUUAAAGAGAGGGGAAACUAAAAAGAUGUGGGAUUAUUUGUGCUUUGGAGUCAUUUUGUGACUGUGCAAAAUCAUAUGUCAUGGACAUUUCAAGACAAGCCGGUCUACAGGAACGGAAAAAAUAACGUUUUUUAAAAUGUUUGUUGGAACUUUUAUAUUUGAAUUAUUCCCGUGUUAUUUUUAACUUUACUUUUCAAAAGAGCUGCAGAAAUUAUUCAUAUGUGAUAUGAAAUUAUAUUGUAGACCCUUGAAAUAUUAGAGCAACGAUGGUACCAGUUCUGCUGUUAAACGAGACUAGACAAGUCAGAUGUUGCUGUUGUUGUUGUUGUUGUUGUUGUUUUCCUGCUUGUAUCAUGAUACAUUCUGGUACAUGUAGUUUUAUUUUACCCCCCCUCCCCCAAGUGUUACUAUGAGAUUCUUCUUAUUUCUUAAUCAUGUGGAUAAAACAUAUCUUGAGUUCCUUAAAAUGUUCAGAUGCUCUUGCAAAGGACAACUACGA